AAACGCUGUAACAGCGGAAGUGUGUGAAUAUGAAAGAGCUCACUUUAAGGAACCAUAUUCACUUUCACCCACAUGAGUGAACAAAGCUGCUGAUCAUUUGACCAUAUCAGUUGUCUGAGUUUAAAAUCAUGGCCGAGCUGGACAAAACAGAGUUUCAAACUAAGAAAAGCAAAACCCUCAUCAUACGACAUCUACCCAGAGAACUCAACCGAGAUGAGAAGGAAGAUCUCCUAAAAUAUUUUGGGGCCUCCUCCGUCAGAGUCCUGUCAGAGAAGGGACCCCUUAAACAUAUGGCAUUUGCAACUUUUAGCAGUGAGACCUUAGCCUCUAAGGCACUAAGCAGACUUCAUCAGCUGAGAAUACUUGGUCACACACUAGUGGUAGAGUUUGCAAGGGAUCAAGAUGCUGUCACUGUAUUGAAAGACCCACCCGUGUCUGACAGUGGAGCUGAUGCCCAAGUUGAAAAGGAAAAGAAGGAAAAACAGCAACAUAACAUUCCUCUGGUGGACAACAGCAUUGCUCCGAAUCUGGGGUUGAAAUUUCAAACAAAUCCGACACUGAAAUAUUUAUACCCUCCUCCUUCAAGUGGAGUUUUGACAAACAUUGCACACACACUUUUGAGUGUGCCCAAGUUCUACGUUCAAGUUCUUCACUUGAUGAAUAAGAUGAACCUGCCCUGCCCAUUCGGACCCGUGACUGCUCCUCCCCCAAUGUUUGAGAUGCCCCGAGGCCCGCUGCCGCCAAUGCCCCCACCCUACCCCCCAGAGAACCCCCCACUCCCGGUGUGGGAAGAGGGGGGGACGGGCAGCGAAGAAGAAUCUGAAUAUGAGAGUGGAGAUGAUGAAGACAAAGAAAGGAUGAUCAAACUGAUGGGCCUUGUUAAUCAGCCAUGCAAAAGACAGCUGAGAGCAAAGACUUCUAAGAGAAAGAAACCUAAGCUGAAGGAUCUCCUGUUUACUCCCAAACCAGACUCCCAUGGUGCAUCAGGCCCAGUUUUGCAGCCAGCGGACGUGUUCGAGCAACCUCAGCCAUUAGGACAGAAAAAGAUUGAGUUCCAUCUAUCGGCUGAGGUGUCUGCUAUCCUCGUAGGGCCUGGAGAGAAUCAGGAGUCCCAAUCCACAGAUGUGACUGAAGGCACGGAUAAGACGGAGGUUCCCACUUGGGAUGCUCCAGAAGGGUUUGGAAAGAUCUACCCAAGUGCUCAGCUUCCCAGACAGGAAGAAGACAAGGAGGAAGAUGAGGACAUUCCCUCGGAGUUCAUCUCUAGAAGAGAGUUAGAGAGAGGCAGACUCUCCAGAGACGAGAUAAAGAAAAUGUCAGUGUUUAAAAAUUACGAACCCGGAGAACCAACCUGUAGACUUUACGUGAAGAAUAUUCCAAAGCAAGUUGAAGAAAAAGAUCUGAAGUUCAUCUACGGGCGGUAUGUCGACAUCUCCUCAGAGGAAGAGAGAAACAUGUUUGAUAUUGUUUUGAUGAAAGAGGGGAGGAUGAAAGGUCAGGCCUUCAUCGGGCUCCCGAGCGAGAGAAGUGCGGAGAAAGCCUUGAAGGAAACCAAUGGAUUCAUACUCCACGACAAACCUCUUGUGGUGCAAUUUGCCCGUUCUGCAAAACCUAAACAGGAUUCUGCCGACCCAAAGAAAGGAGGAAAGAAACACUGAACUGAUGAUGUUGCAUCAAAUUACCUCAGUCAUGAGCCUACAGGAGCACUUCAUAUCCUUUUAAAUAUCCUUUUAAAAGAGUUAUUUUCACAAGGUCAUCUUAUAACUCAUAACUUUGUAUGUUUACAUUACAAAUCUAGCAUAGUUUGUAGGGUGAAUGGAAUUGCUUCCAAAUGUCAAGCAAUAUUUUUCUGCUUUACCACUGUCCUUUAACAUUAAAAUUAAUUUAUUGUCAUGCAUGAAUCUUGUUAUUGUUAUUAAUACUCUCAUUUCUUUUCCUCAAUUUUUUCUGCAGACUGACUGUUGAGUCCUGUUGGGCUGAAGUUCAUCUACGACUUAAUCUUUUUUUAUAUGUAGGAAAUGAUUAUGUUGAUAUUUCUUGCAAUAAAAUAAAAUAGGAAAUCAUAUCUUUAGUCUGAGAACUUCCUUGAGGACCCUGUCAUGACAGUAUUGUUAUUGGAUACUUUUGUAUUUAAUAUUGUUGUUUAUGUGUUGUUUGUGCACUCAUGGAGCAGAAGAUUGGAUCCUGACGUUAAUGUAUUGGUACCAGUAUUGUUGUGCACACACAGCAUUGGCCUUUGAUGAGAAGUAGAGUAAAUUUAGAAUCGGCUAUCAGUCAGCCAACUCAUCUUCCAGCAUUACAGCAACAGAUGGUACUGUCAAUACAGCAGAGAGCACAGGCAAAGAAUACACAAAAAAUGGCUGUGACUGGUGCUGGCCCGAAUCGAAGAUUAGCUGUUCUUUGUUCACUGUUCUUUAGUCUGGAUUGCUGGUUCUUCAACUUCCAAAAACAGCUAAGCAACUGCAAAUGGGGGAUGUCAUCAUGAAAUGUGUGAUGUUUCUUCAGAGCAAAUAAUCAGAGCAGUAAACACCUAUUUUCUCUUUACUUCCUGUUAUUAAACUUAUGCUGUAGACAAUUAGGCGCAUUUUGGUAGCAAACAUUAUUCUUUGUUCUGUGAUUGAUUCUGAACUCAAACACUCAUAAAAUAAAAACUUUUUUUUAAAGAU
This is a messenger RNA of Myxocyprinus asiaticus (Chinese sucker), 2666 nucleotides long. RefSeq names its product RNA-binding region (RNP1, RRM) containing 3 (gene rnpc3). Lineage: Eukaryota; Metazoa; Chordata; Actinopteri; Cypriniformes; Catostomidae. Bases 129 to 1658 code for a protein of 509 amino acids. Gene Ontology annotation, biological process: mRNA splicing, via spliceosome. The record is from RefSeq and is a predicted model, not a curated record. Gene Ontology annotation, molecular function: U12 snRNA binding; protein binding; pre-mRNA intronic binding. Gene Ontology annotation, cellular component: U12-type spliceosomal complex. The transcript is spliced from 16 exons.